AUGGCCACAACUGCGAAAAAGGCGACGCCUAGUAAUGUUUGUUGCGCUGCCGAUGGUGGAAGAUCGGCGGCUGCCGUUGCCGGUGUCCGCCGUGAGGCGGCCUCUGCCUCUGCCUCUGCUGUUGACUGGAGUGUUCCGUCUGCGAUUGCCGAAGAUCAGCAGGACAAGAAAGCUGCUGCCAUGGCGUCUGUGAUCCGACCCGAGCCUUCAUCUAACGCUGCUACUAAAGGGAUCCAGGUCAUGCCUAGGGCUCAAACUGUUCAUCCUUUGGAUCCUUUAUCUGCUGCUGAAAUCUCUGUGGCUGUGGCAACUGUCAGGGCAGCUGGUGCCACCCCUGAGGUGAGAGACGGCAUGCGUUUUAUCGAAGUGGUUCUACUUGAACCAGAUAAACACGUGGUUGCACUGGCAGAUGCUUAUUUCUUUUCCCCUUUCCAACCAUCUUUGUUGCCUAGAACCAAAGGAGGACUGGAAAUUCCUAGCAAGCUUCCUCCAAGGCGGGCCAGACUAGUUGUCUACAAUAAAAAAUCAAAUGAGACAAGUAUAUGGAUUGUUGAACUAACUGAAGUACAUGCAACAACUCGAGGUGGACAUCACAGGGGAAAAGUUAUCUCAUCCACAGUUGUUUUGGAUGUUCAGCCGCCUAUGGACGCUGUGGAGUAUGCUGAAUGUGAAGCUGUUGUAAAAGAUUACCCUCCGUUUAUAGAGGCAAUGAAGAAAAGGGGUAUUGAUGAUAUGGAUCUUGUCAUGGUUGAUCCUUGGUGUGUCGGUUAUCACCGCGAGUCUGAUUCUCCUAGUCGCAGACUUGCAAAACCACUUAUAUUUUGCAGAACCGAGAGUGACUGUCCUUUGGAAAAUGGAUAUGCACGACCAGUUGAAGGAAUUCAUGUACUUGUCGAUAUGCAAAAUAUGGUAGUGAUCGAGUUUGAAGAUCGUAAAUUUGUUCCCUUACCUCCAGCUGAUCCAUUGAGGAAUUACACUCCUGGUGAAACAAGAGGAGGGGUUGAUAGAAGUGAUGUGAAACCCCUGCAAAUUGUUCAGCCAGAGGGACCUAGCUUUCGAGUUAAAGGACGUUAUGUAGAGUGGCAGAAGUGGAACUUUCGGGUUGGUUUCACUCCGAGAGAGGGUUUAGUUAUCCACUCGGUUGCCUAUGUUGAUGGUAGUCGGGGUCGAAGACCUAUAGCUCAUAGGUUGAGUUUUGUGGAGAUGGUUGUCCCCUAUGGGGAUCCCAAUGAUCCACAUUACAGGAAGAAUGCAUUUGAUGCUGGGGAAGAUGGCCUCGGGAGGAAUGCUCACUCUCUUAAGAAGGGAUGUGAUUGUUUGGGAUACAUAAAGUAUUUUGAUGCUCAUUUCACAAAUUUUACUGGAGGAGUUGAAACAACUGAAAAUUGUGUAUGUUUGCACGAAGAAGAUUAUGGAAUCCUGUGGAAGCACCAAGAUUGGCGAACAGGAUUGGCAGAAGUUCGAAGAUCAAGACGUCUUACUGUUUCUUUUAUUUGCACUGUUGCCAACUAUGAAUAUGGAUUCUACUGGCACUUCUAUCAGGAUGGGAAAAUUGAAGCAGAAGUUAAACUUACCGGAAUUCUCAGUUUAGGAGCACUGCAACAAGGAGAAUCUCGAAAAUAUGGCACAACAAUUGCCCCAGGACUAUAUGCCCCAGUUCAUCAACACUUUUUUGUUGCUCGUAUGGAUAUGGCAGUUGACUGCAAGCCUGGAGAAGCACACAAUCAGGUUGUUGAAGUGAAUGUCAAAGUUGAAGAACCUGGAAAGGAUAAUGUUCACAACAAUGCUUUUUAUGCUGAGGAAACUUUGCUUAGAAGUGAAUUAGAAGCCAUGCGUGAUUGUGAUCCUUUCUCGGCUCGCCAUUGGAUUAUUAGAAACACGAGAACUGUAAAUAGGAACGGACAGCUGACUGGCUAUAAACUGGUACCUGGUUCUAACUGUCUCCCACUGGCUGGUCCGGAGGCGAAGUUUAUGAGAAGAGCUGCAUUUUUGAAGCAUAAUCUAUGGGUUACACAAUAUAAGAAGGGGGAGGACUUUCCAGGAGGAGAGUUUCCUAAUCAGAAUCCACGUGUUGGAGAGGGAUUGGCUUCUUAUGUGAAGCAAAAUCGGUCUCUGGAAGAAGCUGAUAUUGUUCUAUGGUAUGUUUUUGGAAUCACACAUGUUCCUCGGUUGGAAGACUGGCCGGUUAUGCCUGUGGAACGCAUUGGUUUUAUGCUUCAGCCACAUGGGUUCUUCAACUGCUCCCCAGCAGUGGACGUCCCACCUAAUGCUUGCGAGACAGACGCCAAGGAGAAUGACGUGAAGGACAACGGUGGAGCAAAGCCUAUCCCAUCUGUUGAGAAGAAUCCAAUUCAAGAAGAGAUUUCUCUCCCAAUUCUUAUCGCUGAAAGAGUAAUAAAAUCAGCUAAAGAAGCUGAAUCCUUCAAGCCUGAAAACAACGACCUCGCCACUCAAGUAACCCAGCUCUCCCUGCACCUCCGCGCGCCUCAUGACCGCUUUCACCUACGACCGCCCAAUCCGCCGAGUCACCGCCGAUCUCAAAAGUCCCUGGACCGUGCUCUCGCACUCUCCCGCAAGUGUAAACAAAAAAAGACUAAUGUUCUCCGCUAUGUUCUGUCGAUCACCACCACCACUGACUUCAAAAAAGUGGGUAAUCUUCUUGGUUCUUCUUCAGCUGAUGUUCAUUAG
Molecule: messenger RNA, 2688 nt
Organism: Fraxinus pennsylvanica
Lineage: Eukaryota; Viridiplantae; Streptophyta; Magnoliopsida; Lamiales; Oleaceae
Source: the annotation of a GenBank genome assembly